UGGUAGGAUCACAUGACCGUGACGUCAGGUCCUUUCGUAGGAUAGGAACUAGCCGCUACCAUAACAAUUUAGAAAGCAGAUUUCCCAGUGCUCCUCGCGCUCGCGUCGCACUGUGAUUACGUAGCGCUGAGCAACGAGGGCGCUAUGGCCUGGCUGUCUGCGCAUGCGCAGUUCUCUUUGAGUUCCGGUUGCUGAUGUAAGAGGUGGAAACCGGCUAUUGCUGACAGUGAAUAGGCCUGAGCGGGUGACUUGAUCGCUGAACGGCACAAGGGAGGAAGCUGUAGGGACUGCGGAGGUUUAUUGUACAGCCGCAAUGUCUGGAGACGAGAUGAUUUUCGACCCGACUAUGACCAGAAAGAAAAAGAAGAAGAAGAAGCCUUUUAUGUUGGAUGAAGAGGGAGCAGAGCCACAAACAGAAGAGACACAGGUACCAGAGACUAAAGAAGAAGAACCAGAACCACCAGAAGAUAAGGAUUUGGAUGCUGAUGAUGAGUCCUUUAGAAAGAAAGCAGAUGCUCCUGAUGACCUAAAUUUCUUGAACCAGAAGAAGAAAAAGAAGAAAACAAAAAAGUUUGACUUGGAUGAAGCAGAGGAAGGGGUGAAGAACCUUAAAAUUGAGGGUGAAGUUCAGGAGGCAUCUGAAUCUCAGGAGGAUGAUGGAUUGGAUUUCAUGCUGACCAAGAAGAAGAAAAAGAAGAAUGUGAAAUUCCUAGAAGAGGACGAUGCGCUAGAUGGAGAUGAAGCUUUUGAAGAAGAAGACAUUAAGAAAGAUGAUGGAAUCUCCUUCAGCUCCCAGCUGGGACCUACAUGGGCUGGCUCAGAAAGGGACUAUACAUAUGAUGAGCUGCUAAACAGAGUUUUCAACAUCAUGCGAGAGAAGAAUCCAGAUAUGGUGGCUGGGGAGAAGAGAAAGUUUGUUAUGAAGCCUCCUCAGGUUGUCCGAGUUGGGACAAAGAAAACUUCAUUUGUCAACUUCACUGAUAUCUGCAAACUUGGCUCUAUAGAUGGUAACAACCAGUUAGUCAUCAAAGGCAGAUUCCAGCAGAAGCAAAUAGAGAACGUUUUAAGAAGAUACAUCAAGGAAUACGUGACUUGUCACACCUGCCGAUCGCCAGACACCAUCUUGCAGAAGGACACCCGAUUAUAUUUCCUCCAGUGUGAAACAUGUCAUUCGCGGUGUUCCGUGGCCAGCAUCAAAACAGGAUUCCAGGCAGUCACAGGCAAGAGAGCACAGCUCCGUGCCAAAGCCAACUAGCGGGCUUGAAAACCGUUUGGGAGUUUGCCCGACUGGUACAAGGAUGUAUUGCAGGAACUUGCUGACGGGGCGCAGUACCCUGGCAUUAUAAGGAAUGCUGUGAGAAGAGGCCUAAAACAUAUUGGCUAAAAGUUUUUUUGUUUUUUAAAAUCGUUGUUCACGCAGAGAGAUUCAAAAGCAGACGAUGGAGCUGAUUGUUCUAUUCACAUAUCGCUCUCGGAAAACAAAUUUCUCAGCUGCCUGAGGGGAAAGUGGGAAGGUAGUGUAUGCAUUUUUAACCAAACCUCUGUAAAAUGCAAAAAUACAUUAAAGUUAUUACAUGAUUCACAGAA
Messenger RNA from Xenopus laevis (African clawed frog), 1587 nucleotides. It is a transcript of the gene eif2s2.S, whose product is annotated as eukaryotic translation initiation factor 2 subunit beta S homeolog. Gene Ontology annotation, biological process: translational initiation; formation of translation preinitiation complex. Lineage: Eukaryota; Metazoa; Chordata; Amphibia; Anura; Pipidae. Bases 314 to 1255 code for a protein of 313 amino acids. Gene Ontology annotation, molecular function: mRNA binding; translation initiation factor binding; translation initiation factor activity. The record is from RefSeq and is a predicted model, not a curated record. The transcript has 8 exons. Gene Ontology annotation, cellular component: eukaryotic translation initiation factor 2 complex.